Gryllus bimaculatus (two-spotted cricket) is the source of this 252-nucleotide messenger RNA. NCBI's taxonomy places the organism in Eukaryota, Metazoa, Arthropoda, Insecta, Orthoptera, Gryllidae. The record is from the annotation of a GenBank genome assembly.
AUGGGAGGAGAGGCGGAGAGGGGGCAGGGGCAUCAGCGGGGCGACGAAAGGGCCGUGGAGGAAGGGGGCAUAGGCGGCGCCGCUGACAUUCUGGGCGGCCCUUGCCCUUCGGUGGAGGUGCCAGAUGCCCUUCGCACAACGACCCUCACCGCGGCUUCUGGCCGCGUUGCCUGCAUUCAGUCGCUGCCACAUGCGACGUUGUGGUGUGUUGCAGGAGCGAAGUCAGCAGCUGGGCGACGACAAGAGCCUUAG